Molecule: messenger RNA, 5961 nt
Organism: Leptopilina heterotoma
Lineage: Eukaryota; Metazoa; Arthropoda; Insecta; Hymenoptera; Figitidae
Exons: 9
Coding region: 311-5323 (1670 amino acids)
Biological process (GO): RNA processing
Molecular function (GO): RNA methyltransferase activity
Source: RefSeq, a predicted model, not a curated record
UCAUACGUUCAUUCUUCAUUGAUGUACGCUCUUCGCUUUCACUUCUUUCAUUUCACUAAUGUGAAUGAAACGAAGAGUGACAAAGAGUGUUUUGUUCAAUGUAAAAAUUAAAUUCAUAAAGAAAGGAGAACAAAAAAUUGUGAAUCGUUUAUUUUGUAGUCAGUGAUGAUUCUAAAAGUAAUUGCAAUUUAAAAAUUGUCGGUAAAUGUAAAUGUGAAAAAACAAAAACAAUUUUUAAAGAAGAAAAAAUUGCCAAACUACAAAUAAAUUUAAAGAAAAACGAGUGAAUUUCUUUUAAGAAAAAGAAAUUAUGGAAAUCGAUAAAGAACUAGACACGUCCUUAGCAAAGGAAAAUUCCGAUUCCGUUGAAAAAAAGUCCGAUGAUUCAAAAACUGAACCAAAAGAUGAAAAAAUAGAUGAUGACGGCAAUAAUAAAGAAAAUAAAAAUAAAUCCAAGGAUAAUAUUGAAAAAUCACAAAAUGAUGAGAAAACAAAUGAAAAUGUAAUUAAAGAUCAAGAUUCAAAAAUUACAAAUAAUAUCGAAACUUGUGAAUCAAAAAUUCAAGAAACUGAUCAAGUUUCGAAAUCAAAAAACGAAGAAAGUGAAAAAAUGGAAAUCGACGAACAACCUGAUAAAUCGAAAGAAGCCGAGGAUAAAGAAAAAUCGUUAAUUACUUCGAAAUCGAACGAAAAAACAAAUUUGGAUAUUAAAGAAGAAAAAGUCACGAAAAUUGUAACCGACAAUCAGGAAAAGAAAAAUAUCCCAGAAAAAGAAGAAAACAAAGCACAAGCAACCGUUAAAAAAAUUAAUAAAACUCAAGAGAAAUCCCCUGCAGAAAAAAAAGUCGAAACUGCAAAAACUUCUCCGGCAAUAAAUGAAAAUGAAAAGAAAUUGGAAACUAAAUCCAAUUCAGAAGACACAACAACUGAAACAAUUGAAAAAUCAAAAGAAAUUGAAAAUAAAACUACCUCAGCAGAACCUGUGAAAUCCGUAACUCCAAAACCAAAACCAAAAUUAACAGAAAAACAGUCGGUAAAUAAACCCAAUGUUGGAAAUACAAAAAUAACAACACCCAAAGCAGUCGAAAAUAAGCAAUUGGAGAAUAAAAGAAAAUCAACUUUAGAAACAAAUGAAACAACUGCCGAAAAAUCAAUAACAGAAAAUGUUUCCAAAAAACGUAAAAUCCAAGAAACUACUCCCCAAACGAAUAAUAAACAACAAGCUGUGAAAAAAGCAGCAAACACCAAAAAAUCGAGUGAUUUACCGGAAAUUAAAUCAAACUCGGAAAAAGUAACAAAGGAAGAAAAUUCUGAAGUUGUGAAAAAGAAGAAAACUGAUCCUCCAAAGGCGAAAAAAAAUAUCGAUUUUACUGAUGAGGAUAUUAUGAAUAAUUUGGAUGAUAUCGAGGAUAUUAUUUGUAAUUCAUCGUCGUUUAACGUUAACGAAGAUACGAAAAUUACUAAGAAAAUUUGUGAUCAAAAGGACGAGUCACAUCUAAUGAAGAGUAAAAAUGAUUGGUAUGAACCUAAGCUUCAAGAAAAGCAUGAGCUCGUUAGAGAACGUCUGGCAAAAUUGGCACGAGUUUUGGAAUAUUCUUAUCCCUCGUACAAAAAAUGGUUGAAUGCUGUUCAAACCAAUAUUGGAACACCAGUUUGUAGACUGAAACCACCGAGACGUUGUUCAUUGAAACACCCGCACACAAAUAGAUGGAAAUUUACAUGCAACAAAAUACGAGAACAGCUGCCAACAGAGGACGAGAAUAUGCGGCGAGGACGAAUAAUCUGGACUUUGGACUUGUCAGGUGCCCAGGAAACAGAUUUCAAUAAUCCCAACGAAUAUCCACCUUUUGUAAUGCGUGCUGUCAAGGUAUUUGAAAAUUUUCUCUCAACAACAACAAAUGAAUGUGAUGAAGGUGUGACAUUUUAUAGAGAAGAAGUGCCGAAGAGUGUGAAAAAUAUUGCUGAAAUUGCUGCCGUCGAUGAUAAACCAGCUCCAAAAUUAAAAUUAGAUUGGCUUUGGCUUUUGGUUCGUUGUAAUCGUAAAAAUGAACUCAUGUUCUUUGUGACUGCAAAAAAUCUCAACGCUGAAAUGAUGAAUCGAUUGAAAGCCCUCUUUGAAACUGGAGCUGGAAAGGAUUGCAAUGUCAAGUCACUUUAUUGUAAAAGUAUUAUGAGAGCUGAUAAUGAAAAUCAUUCAAAUACAACAUUUGUGAUGGGAGUUGAGGCUCUCGAGGAAGUUGUUAAUGGAGUGAAACUGCAACUUGGACCGAAGACAAAUUUCUGGUCCAACGCAGCCGGAGCUGAAAAUCUCGGCAAUGCGAUUUCUGAUCAUCUCUCACCAACACCAAAAACAACAGUCGUUGAAAUCGGUUGCGGAAUUGGAUUAAUGGGCCUUAUGAUGAGCAGUAAAUGCCAAAAAAUUAUUGGAUUAGACGAACAGGCUGAAAUCGAGGAAGCGGAAUUAAUUUGUCAAUUAAAUAACAUCAAGAACGCGACCUUUGUGAUUGGACAACCAAAAGAGGUAAUGGCCACGAUUGCAAACGUUCUAUCGAACUCUAAAGCAUCCGCUAUUGUCAACAAUAAUUCUUCCAUAGGACGAGGAGUCGAGAUUAUGACGAGUAUUCGAAGAAUUUCAUGUUUACGACGUUUAGUGCUAGUGACAACUCUGACAAAGCAAUCAGUUCGUUCAAUUUUAGAACUCACCAGACCAGCGCAAGGUCCGAUUGGAAAUCCUUUUAUUCCAAUUAGAGCGUGCGUCGUCGAUACAUUGCCAGCUGGUCCACAUUUUGAAACAGUCAUUCUCAUGGAGCGUAGAGUUAUGGAAAAAAUUAUCCCCUCACUUGAUCUAAGACCAAAAACUCAUCCAGCAAAUGCUGGAAAAGCAUUGAAUAAAGCAGCCAAGGAUAAUACAGAAAAAGUUUAUCCUCAGAAAUUCGAACCUGUUAAACAAGCAGUAACAUUGAGGAGAAAUUUUGCCAAAAAUAACUCACAAGAUAUGAUAUUCGAUGUGAAGAAUAAAAUUAAUCCGAAGCGAAGUCAUUCGCCGGAGAUUAUUAAAGAAAUCCCGUCAAAACAGACAAAAAAACCGAUAACAUUCCACGUGAAAGAAACACAAAAGAAAAAACCCUGGGAGGAAGCGGCGAAUAGAGCAAAAUUGACGACAGUACGACGAGCAUUCGAUGAUCCACCGACUAAAAAACCCUGGGACGAUAAAUCUUCAGAGUCGGGUGAUUCGUUAUCGAAACGUAAACCCUGGGAAGAAACGCCCACGAAGAAAAAACAACCCUGGGAGGAAACGAAGGAGAAAUGGGAGAAAGCAGCACUGAAGAAGCAAAAGGAGGAGAAUUUGCGAGUGAAUCCUCUAAGUGAGAAAAAAUCCCGCGAACCACAGGAUCUUCGAGAAAGACUCUCGGCCAGUCGAGCCGAAACUUCACGCGGUGAAGUAUUCGCACAAAAAGUUAAGGAAGGCGUUCGCCUCAUUAGCAAAGCGAAGGAGAAAAUUAACACACCCUCUGUGCCGUUGGACGAGGACACGGCGAAACAACUCGAGAACAUGCUCGACAUGGUUCUUGAGCAAACGACAAAAAUUCAUAAUCAAGUCUCCGUUUGGGAUCGUAUCGCCCCUGCGCCAAACAACGAUAUUUCCGAGGACUCGACCUUUGAGAGUCGGGAGAAGAAAAUUAAAUUUGAUCCAGUGGUGGCGAAAAAGUACAACAAUGUCCAACCAUUGGAACCUGAUAAUGUCCUUCCGGCUGAGUAUGCAUCGACAAGCGCAUCGGGAGCUAGUAAAUUUAACAAAAAGAAGUAUCGCGGUCAAUAUCGACAGCAUUUACUGGAGAAAAUGAGUAAAAUGAAAGCCGAAUUGGCCGCGCAGAAGAGGCAGACAUUGAAUGACGAGUUUCGAUCGGCUUCACCGUCGAGAAUAUCGAUGUCGCCAUCAAGAUCCGUUUCGCCAAGGAGGCGCGAUAUCUACCGUCAUUCGCCGGGAAAACACCCGGGACGACGCUCACCGAUGAAACUAUCGCCUGGCAAACGAUCACCGCCGAGAAUGUCGCCGAGCAGACACUCGCGGUACUACGAUCCUCAUCAUCGUUCACCAUCGCCAAAGCGACCCUACUCCCCGAUGCAACGAAGCAUGUCGCCAGUGAGACGCGAAGUACGCCGAGUGCGGCACUCGCCACCACCCCGACGAGUCUCGCCCUACUCUCGCGGAUCCCCUCGAUGCAUGUCACCACCCCAACGAGGAAUCUCUCCACCCCGACGCGAAAUGUCCCCAGUGCAUCAUCAUCUCUCCCCCCCUCGUCAUUCACCCCCCAGACGAAUGAAAUCGCCUCCCAGGGCUUCGCCACCACGUUACGAUUGGGAUAUCCCCAGUCGCGGUGCAAUCGAAGGCAAUACUUGGAUCCGUCCCGAGGAGCGUUACGAAGACGAGAGAAAACGCAUCCCAUGGAACUCGCCAACGCAUUCUCGCGAAAAGGAAAUUGAACGUUACAAAAUGAGUCCACCGGAGAACUGGAAGAAACCGAGUUCGUCAACAACCGACAACUGGUAUCCGAAGGAAACAAAGGGUCCAAACUUCUCCCCAACCGAGAAGCGGUCCUGGAGUCCACCAGCGUCUGACAAUUGGAAACAACGCCCCAAAGAAUCGAAACCCUCCUGGAUGGAGAGCACCCGUUGGAAGGGGAAAAAUGACAAAGACGAAUGGCAUGAUUUACCAGAGGACGCGAGGGAUCCCUGGGGCGACGAAGGUCCCGAGGAAGGCUGUAAAGAAAUUCUCUCUAAAUUCAAUCCACCAAAUUGGGACAUGGAGCGAAGGCAGAGUCAAAAUUGGAUGCAAAAUCAAGGAAUGGGACCACAAAUGAUGAGUCACAGUGUUAACGUCCCACAGCCAGUGCCACAUCCAAUGGAAUCGCAUUCGAUGACCAAUAAAUCGCAAUGGUCUCAACAGUCCGGACCUCAGGAAUCGAGAAUGCAAUGGACGCCGUUGAGUGAUAUUAUGAAGAGAAUGCAGGGGAUGCAGAAUAUGCAAGGAAUGGGAAAUAUGCAGGGAAUGGGGAGUAUGCAAGGAAUGGGGAAUAUGCAAGGAAUGGGGAAUAUGCAGGGAAUGCAGCAGAAUAUGCAAGGAAUGCAGAGUAUGCAGGGAAUGCAGCAGAAUAUGCAAGGAAUGCAGCAGAAUAUGCAAGGAAUGCAGAAUAUGCAAGGAAUGCAAGGUGGCUCUUGGCCUAGACCCGAUCAAUCAGUUAUGAAUCCUUAUCAUCAUGGACCGAAUAUGGGAUAUCCUCCGAGGCCUGGAUAUCCAAAUAUGUACCCGGACAGACCCUGAAGAAUCGAUUAAAAAUUUUGCUGUCGUGUCUUUUUUACAGUCAUCUUAAUUUAGAAAAUAAAAAUAAUAAGCGAAUCCUACGUUGCAAAGAAAAAAAGAACAAUGCAAAAGAUACAAAAUAUUUAAGGUAACAAUGCUUGUGAAAUGAGAAAUGGUAAAAGAUUAACGUUAGAUUCAAAAAUUGUGUACACAAAAACUUUAUUUACAUAAAAUAUUUAUAUUAAUAAUAGCACUUUCCAUGAAAGGAUAGCUUUCUUUUGUGAUUACAUUGACAAUUUUCUAAUGUAAUUAAUUUUACUUUUUUCUUUUUUAAAAAAAAUCAAAAAGGAAAACAAAUUUUUUCUAAAAAAAAAAAGUUCGGAAAAAAUCUUUAUUGUCAUGAUUAUAGAAAAAAAUUUUUUUAAAGAACUAAAUUUUUUUGUGAUUCAAUUUAAAUGCAUAAAAUACUUAUUGAUAAGCAGUCAGAGUUCUAUUUUGUUCGAAUAGUUUAUUUUUCAUAUAGUAAAAUCAAAAAUAUGUAGUCGUGAAUGCAGUUUGAGUUCAUAAUUUUUUUCCUAUUCUUUAUUAUUAUGUUAUGUACAUUAAUAUGUAAUUUCCGUUAUCUGUUCUAUCUUCAAAUAAACAUAAAUGAAAAUAAA